This is a messenger RNA of Gossypium arboreum, 1330 nucleotides long. Its product is annotated as GATA transcription factor 1-like. The coding region runs from base 200 to 889 and encodes 229 amino acids. The transcript has 3 exons. Gene Ontology annotation, biological process: regulation of DNA-templated transcription. NCBI's taxonomy places the organism in Eukaryota, Viridiplantae, Streptophyta, Magnoliopsida, Malvales, Malvaceae. The record is from RefSeq and is a predicted model, not a curated record. Gene Ontology annotation, molecular function: zinc ion binding; sequence-specific DNA binding.
GUGGGCCAUAUUUCCAGACAAACAUUACUCACCACCAUUAUUAUAAUAAGGAAAUAAAAAUAAAAACAAAAAAGGAAAAAACCCUAAGAAAUGACAUCCUUUGUUUUCCCACUACAGCAAUAAAAAAAAAAAAAAGGAAAAGAAAACAUUUCUUCUUCUUUUUCUUCUUGUUUACCACUUUACCUUAUCGUUUGAGAAAAUGGAAGCUCUUGAUAUGGCGGCUUGUUUUGAGGACAACUUACUGGACUUUGCUUCCGACGUCGGAGAGGAGGACGAAGACAAAGAACACAACAAGAAAUCCUCAACUUCUUCUUCUUCUCUUAACCCUAACAACUCUUGUUUUUCAGAAUUUGCAGAGGAAGAACUAGAAUGGUUAUCAAACAAGGAUGCAUUUCCAGCCGUGGAAACGUCAUUCGUCGAUGUUUUAGGGACAGCGACAAAGCACCAGAGCUCGCUAACCUUAGCCAAUGGAAACGUUGUAAUGUAUUGUUUUGGCAACGUUAAGAUCCCCGUAAAAGCGAGGUCCAAGCGUCUCCGCAAAUGCAGGGACCUGAGGGACCACGAAAAAAAUUGGCGGGUUCAUGAGAAUGUGAAGACUUCGAAUGCCACCGCAAAGGGAAAUCGUUGGAGGACUAUGGGAAGGAAAUGCCAGCAUUGUGGUGCAGAAAAGACACCGCAGUGGAGGGCAGGGCCACUUGGGCCUAAAACACUUUGCAAUGCUUGUGGAGUGAGAUAUAAGUCGGGGCGUUUGGUGCCUGAGUAUCGUCCAGCAAGUAGCCCUACGUUUUCCAGUAGGUUGCAUUCGAAUUCCCAUAGGAAGAUAUUAGAGAUGAGGAGGCAUAAGCAGUUGGGGUUUCCUUCAAUGAAGCCUAUGGAUAAACGCUCGUGAGCAACGCACCCAAGGGUGCGGAGUGGACCACCCCAAGUGCAAAUGAAGGCUCCCAACUGUGUAUGACAACCUCCAAUGGUGUGGAUGGUGGCCACCAAAGGUUCAGGGAGGCCCUUUUUAAGUGCAACAUGCUUGAAAAGCUGCACAUGCAAGAAGAAUAGGUCUAGGGGUUCUAGAACGUCCGGGAAGAAUUUAGAAAUUUGAAGAGAUAGGAACUUAUUUGAACUAGGUAGGACUUUUCGGAAGGUCUAGAAUACUCUUAAGAUUGUAUAGAAAUGUACAAAGUUGUAUAGAAUGUUUUAGACAUGUGAGCUUGAUAGUCUUUUGAAUUCAAUUGUGACCGUUGAAUCAAAAGGGCUUAGCCUAUAUAAAAGGAUACACCUUUCCCUCAUUUGUUUUAAGUUAAUUUAUUGAGUAAUAACAUUUUUGCAUUCUCCUUAA